Molecule: messenger RNA, 1187 nt
Organism: Rubroshorea leprosula
Lineage: Eukaryota; Viridiplantae; Streptophyta; Magnoliopsida; Malvales; Dipterocarpaceae
Source: the annotation of a GenBank genome assembly
AUGGACAUAACGGGACAAAAAUUUCAUGUGUCUCAUAUCCGGUAGGACAUCAACGUGAUGACUCUUGUAAGGUUGGACCUCUGGCAUAAUAUCUGUCCCCCUCCGGACAAGGACCUCACUUUUCCCAACAGCACCCUGAAUUUUAUCCUGUUUGAUUAUUGCUUCCCGUGGGUCCAAAACUUGAGCUUGUUUUAUGACUGUCCUAAACCCACCGCUCCGACUGCAGCGAAUGUUUUUAUAUCUAAUAGGAGUGACGGAAGUUUGAUGUAUAACUAUUAUGCAAAAGAUUUGCAUCAGGAAGGGUUGAGACCUCAGUUUGAAGGCUGGAAAUUUUCACUAGGUUUGGGAAUUGGUGCGGUUGGAGUGAUAUUCACGUUGAUUAUCUUUUGUUUCUUUAAGAUUAUGUUAGCAACAUACAAAGCGAUGACACCAGGAAGAGAACCAAUUCAGUCAAAGCAUAAACUAGGCCGAGAAGGUUACUGCAAUGUGUACAAAGGAAAGCUCAAAGAUGGGCAUUUAGUGGCAGUGAAGGUCUUGCACCCCAGCACAUGUAAAGGAAAUGCAGAAGACUUCAUAAAUGAGGUGUUAGUAGCAGCAGGAUAUCUCAUGUUAACAUUAUUUGGGCUUGCUAAACUUUGUCCCAGAAAGGAAAGUGUAGUAUCCCUGUUGGAGACCAGAGGCACAACUGGGUACAUAGCCCCUGAAGUGCAUAGCAGGAACUUCGGAGGAGUUUCACGCAAAUCUGAUGUGUAUAGCUAUGGAAUGAUGGUGCUGGAGAUGGUGGGAGGGAGAAACAACAGCAAUGUCAUAGUGGAUAAUAGCAGAGAUAUAUAUUAUCCCCAUUGGGAUUUUAAGUUCUGCAGCAAGGCUAACCCAUCUCAGAGGCCCUUAAUGAAUAAAGUGUUGCUUAUGUUUGGAAGUAGCCUAGAAAGACUGAAAAUGCCACCGAAGCCUUUCUUCUAUUCCCCUACAUCUCCAUUAGAACCCUCACUUCAAUGCCAUGAUAAGCAGUGCAUUUAUUUGGUGAUUACCAUGUAUAUGCACUUCAAUAUCAGUCCUACCUCGGAAUCUUCUAUAGUUCUGUCAAGCACACAAGAAGAGUUUCUUCUUUUGCCAAAGAGAGUUUCAUCCAACUAAUAUGUACAACCAUCACACUUUCAAUGCAAGAGUAAAAUUCAAUGAGACUC